This is a messenger RNA of Haliotis rufescens (red abalone), 511 nucleotides long. RefSeq lists its product as uncharacterized. The transcript has 4 exons. Bases 63 to 458 code for a protein of 131 amino acids. Gene Ontology annotation, molecular function: cysteine-type endopeptidase inhibitor activity. The record is from RefSeq and is a predicted model, not a curated record. NCBI's taxonomy places the organism in Eukaryota, Metazoa, Mollusca, Gastropoda, Lepetellida, Haliotidae.
AAUGCGUACUUACAUAACCUUAUCAGUUACUCCGGAUUUCAAAGUUAAAGGUUUCUUGGAAAAUGUUGUCGAUAGUGCUUUCGUUUCUCCUUGUUGCGUCCGUGUCCUGCCAGGGAGGACGGCAAAAGCCUACUAAUGUGACAGGUGACGUCUUCGAUGCUGCCAACUUUGCCUGCAACGAAAUCAACGCCCAGAGCAACUCGGAAGACUGGUUCACGCUUCUUUCGGCUGGCAAUGCCACGACACAGGUGGUAACUGGGGAAAUAUUCCGCAUGGACCUGACAAUGGGAGAGUCUGCCUGCAUGAACUCCCCCGUCAACCAGAACGCCACGCCAUUCGACUGCCCAGUGCCAGAAGGAGCGUCGAUCUGGAAGUAUUGGGUGGAGGUUCUCUACAUCCACUGGCAAACCCCGGUGUUCACUCUGCUGGUCAUGCACCCAGAAACCAGCCAUGAGUAGUGAGAGAGCUAUAACCCCUUUCACUGCACAUAAAAUAUUCACCUUUUACUAUC